AUGCCUGCCCCAGUACCUUCCGAGUAUUUCGACUCUUCGUGCACUGUCAUUUACAAUAACACACUCUACUCUUACUCGCCUCAAGCUUUCAUGUCACGUCGUCUCGUGCCUGGCGCGAAUUGGACGACUCUCGCCUAUGGUGAAAAGGUCACAGGUGCAACCUGCGUCGGCAGCGCGGAACCGAAAAACACUAAGCCAGCUUUCUUUGUGGUUGGUGGCAAGGCAUCCUCUGAUGGCUAUUCUGGCCUACAAAUGUUCAUAUACGCCACUGGGAAAUGGACCAUGAUUUCACUCAAAAAUAUGGUCACAAAGCACCGACAAGGGCAUUCAUCGACGUAUAUUGAAGCAACCGACACGAUUCUGAUAUAUGGCGGAAGUCAGGAUGGGAAGACUGGUCCGUCAGCAGACACAUUUAUGAUACAGGCCUCGGAGCCCUAUACUGUCACCAUUCCUCCUCCUGCGGUCGUGCCAUCUAACCGGCCCCCGGCCAGUGUACAUCCGAUUCUUACCCCGAUAACGAAUGCGGAUGUGAUUAUGGUAGGAGGAGGCCCAACCCCCGACCACAAGAAGGUGUUUUGGUUCAGUGAGGGGGGCAAUUGGCGAUAUACCGAUGGCAGUCUGGCUGAACCAAUCCAGAAAGACACAAGUUCAAUACAGGGAAUAGUUGUUACAGGAGAGGAUACGUCCAAGAACCUGACAUUGUUUGAUUUGAGCCAAUCUCCCAACAAGGUUUUCCGUGUGGCCAUAAUGGACGGCAGUGGAAAGUCUAUAGCUAAUUCGCCUGCCAUCAACUCGGAGUCAAAACUAAGUUCGAGUUUGGCACCGAAAGAAACGAGGGAAAACUUUGCCAUGGCCCAAGGCCCAAAUGGUCUGGUUGUCUUUUCUGGGGGCAGACCCGACAGCUCCAUCGCGUUAUUCGAUACCAAGAAGAAUAGUUGGAUCAACGCCACUGCCUUCUUCGACGACACGCAAAAGGUUCUCUCAAGCCAUUCCACCUCGACAUCUAAAUCAACGUCGGUCUCAUCGAGCUCUACCGCUGCUGCCACCACCACAGCAGCUACUUUGUCUUCAGCACCCGACACACCGCAAGACUCAGGUCCAAGCUCAAAUGCCAUUCUUGGUAUUACGCUGGGUUCUAUUGCGGGUUUUCUUGCGCUUCUAGGUCUCAUUAUUUUUCUGCUUCGGCGCCGGAGGAAGCAGCUUGGCCAGACAGAGGCAGGAAGAUCGAGCCACACCCCAUCGGAAGAGAAGGAUAUGUUUGCAUUCAACAAGAGCCCAUUCUCUCCAUCUGGUCCUCUCAGGGGACAUCGGCCGCAGGCGUCGGCAGAAUCAUAUUCUUCUGCUGCUAUUCUCAUGGGGCGAAUGAAUAAAGAGAAAUCUGGGCUGAGCAGGAAGCUGAGCAACGACACGGCACGUAGCUCCAUGAGCUCCGUGCACAAACAGUUGAAGAGCAAAAUCAGCAAACCUAUUCCUCAGAUUAUGGCGCAUCCAUCGCUGCAAAUUCCCGACGAGCGUGGCGUAGCAUUUGCCCCUUCUGUGGCAGAACCUCGACCUCGAAAUGGCCUGACGGAAGCUCAUGAUGGCACACGUCGAAGUUCUGGUUGGAAUCGAUAUUGGUCUGGCGGUAGCGCCCUACAGAUUCUUGGGUUUGGUAACGGCAAAAGGAACACCAUCGUCUCUCAACACAGUUCUCAGUAUUCAGACGUCAUCAAGAACCCCCGCGUCACUCAGGACUCGGCAACGGUACCGCCUCUGCACUUUGAAGGGCGGCCAUCGGUAAACAGUGUUAACUCUGGCAGUCCCGUAGUUGCAGAGUACACGAGCAAAAUGCCCAUUUCUGAGGGCAUGUCGGGGACGAUUGAGCGACCCGUCUCACCAGUAUCCUCGGGCUAUUCUAGUGGCAUCCCGGAGAGCAUCAAUGAGACAUGGGGUCCCGAGGAAGCCAGUCAACCAUGGGGAACCAAUCGCGCCCCGAGCAGCGCAUAUGCGCCUAGCUCGUACGUGACGUCGCAAGCGCCUGGUAAUCCUCCGGUUGUGCAGCCUCCCUCAGGAACCAUCAACCCCGGGUUUGAGUACGAAAUCGUUCCUCCUCGGAUCGAGACUUUCUGA
Molecule: messenger RNA, 2109 nt
Organism: Metarhizium album ARSEF 1941
Lineage: Eukaryota; Fungi; Ascomycota; Sordariomycetes; Hypocreales; Clavicipitaceae
Product: pre-mRNA splicing factor CLF1
Exons: 2
Coding region: 1-2109 (702 amino acids)
Molecular function (GO): protein binding
Source: RefSeq, a predicted model, not a curated record